AUGAGGCAUCAAGGUCAAUCCCGACAAAAUCAAGGCCAUAGAAGGAAUCCCAGAAAAUCUAACCAGCAAAAAGCAAGUGCAAAAGCUGACCGACCAGAUAUCCGCCCUGUCCAAAUUCAUCUCGCGUCCUCCGAUAGGUGCCAUAAAUUUUUUGGCGUACUCAAAAAGGAUAACGUACUCCAAUGGAAUUCCGAAUGCAUCAAUGCCUUACAAGAACUAAAGGCCUACCUUUCUUCACCACUGUUGCUCGCUAAGGCAGAACCUGGGGAGCGCCUCCUCGUCUACCUGGCCGUGUCCGACGUCGCAGUGAGUGCUGUCCUGGUGGAAGCAGGUGCAUUUGCUCAGAUACACGAACAAGAAGUGAUCACCUUCAUAUGGCAGAACAUCAUAUGUCGUUUCGACAUUUCUAAGGAAAUCGGUUAUGACAACGAACCUCAAUUCACAGGGAAAAAGGUCGUCGAGUUCUUUGAGAAGUGGAACAUCAAAAGAAUACUCUGCACGCCAUAUCAUCCUACUGCCGACAGCCAAGCUGAAUCCUCCAACAAAACAAUAUUGAAUAUCAUGAAAAAGAAACUCGAAAACGCCAAGGGUCCGUGGCCAAAAGUGCUUCCAAGAGUGUUAUGGGCAUAUCACACCACACCAAAUACAAGCAUAGGGGAAACGCCAUACUCACUAGCCUAUGGGACUGAUGCAGUGAUACCAUUUGAGGUCGGGGAACCAAGCCUGAGAUACUCAAAAGAAAGCGGGCCAAGCAACAACGAGAAUAAAAGGCAAUAUCUCGACGAGGUCGAAGAACGAAGAGACAUGGCUUACAUAGGAAUGGUGGCCCAGAAGAAACAAGUAGAGCAAUAA
This is a messenger RNA of Nicotiana tabacum (common tobacco), 852 nucleotides long. Lineage: Eukaryota; Viridiplantae; Streptophyta; Magnoliopsida; Solanales; Solanaceae. The record is from RefSeq and is a predicted model, not a curated record.